Messenger RNA from Nicotiana tabacum (common tobacco), 2417 nucleotides. Its product is annotated as polyprenal reductase 2. Gene Ontology annotation, biological process: dolichol-linked oligosaccharide biosynthetic process; polyprenol catabolic process. Gene Ontology annotation, molecular function: 3-oxo-5-alpha-steroid 4-dehydrogenase activity. Gene Ontology annotation, cellular component: endoplasmic reticulum. The record is from RefSeq and is a predicted model, not a curated record. NCBI's taxonomy places the organism in Eukaryota, Viridiplantae, Streptophyta, Magnoliopsida, Solanales, Solanaceae.
UCUUCUUCUUCUUCUUUCUGCAGAUCUUAUCCAGCUAUGGAGUUCAGCUAUAGUAGAUAGUUAUUUUAAGUUUGACUAUUAUAGUUCAACUUCUUUCUUUUAUUUAUCUUUCAUUUAUAUAUAAACAGAAAAUUCUCUUAAUUUCGCAGUUUAGUUGUUUAAUUUCUUUGGUUCUUAUUGAGAUUAUUAUAAUGACACCAAUGGUGAUUCGUUUAUUUGCUGACAAGGCAACUUUUUUCGGUGAGAAGGAAUUGCCGGGCAAUUAACGAGGAUCCAGGGUUAAUCUUAGUUCCGGAUGAAUUUGUUUUUGCCAAAGUUGGUGAGAUGGUAAUUUAGUAACAAAGAAAACGUAAUUUCGGCGGGUGUUGUCUCUUUUUUUAGCCGAAAUUCUUCUGUUUCCGGUUACUGUUUCUUCCUUAUCUCUCUCCAAAAUUUGUCUUUUUUGUUUUCUGACGUGGCUUUUUAAUGUUGGUCAUAUUUUCUGCAUACCUUAAGUGGUACUCACACGUUGGACUUGGUUUAGGAUUGUAAAAUAUGUGUUCAAUUGACACAGAUUAAGUAUAAAUAAAGUAUUCAAUAGGUACAAACAUUAGUUUAAGUGUCUAAAUGAAAAAUUAGGACAAAUUUAAGGUGCUAUAUGUAUUCAGCCUAGUUGCAAAGAAGAAGAUGAUGAUGUGGAUAUAUGCAUUUGACAUGGAUCUGAUGUGUUAUCCAUGUCAGGGGAAGUGAGACACACACAUAAGGAGGGGUUUAAACUAUUUAUUUUGAUAUAGUACAAGAGUUCCAAUGAAGUUCUGUAAAAUAGAGGGAUCAAGAUGACAAACCAGAACAAGGAUAGGAGGUUACUAGGCUAUUCUGCCAAAAUAGAACAGUGAAUUCAAUUCACUACAGUUCGCAGCGCGCACUCGAUUUCGACACCGAGAAGCAAAAAAGCAAUGGAACCUUCACUUCAUCUUCAAGUUUUCUUCAAUUUCGAGACAGACGCAUAGCAUAUCCAAUUCCUCACGUCACUGAAUCAACAACCCAACUAUUUAUACGGUCUCUCUCUCUGUUCCCAUCCUUACCCCGUGAGCUCAGUAAAGUUUGCAUCUUUAAUACUCCUUCUAUUGUGAAAUGGAGUUAGGGCUGGUCACCCUGCUAAGAGCUGCAUGGAUUGCUGCAACUUUGCCAAUUGUUAUUGCUUUGAUUCCUUCCUCAAAGCUUAGGUCUUUUCAACAGUUCUUGUUGGGGUUUGCUAAGCGUGGCAAGAUUAUGCAGUCUUCCUCAAAUAAACUCUCUGUUCCACAGAAACUCUUCAUUCACUUCUAUGUUUUAGCUUUUGUUUGGACAACACUUCUGUUAGCUGCAACGUGGCUUUAUGCGUAUAGUACAACGCCAAAGAUCUCAGAACCAUUGCUUUUUUCUAGUAUUACUAGCCACUUGACUGGAGGAUCACGUAUCUUCUCUUUACAAGGAUCCCAUACAUCAAAGGAACAUAGAAGCAAGAUUGGUUUAUCAGUCUUUCUGCUUUUAUUAAUGGAAGCUCAAAUACUUCGACGCCUCUUUGAGUCAAUAUACGUGUUUAAAUAUAGUCCUUAUGCCAGGAUGCACAUUUUCGGCUAUCUCACAGGUUUAUUCUUCUAUACAGCAGCUCCCCUCUCUCUUUGCUGCAACUAUGCUAGAGAGGUGUACAAGUUCGGGUUGAGUUUGAUUCAAGAGUUUAUUGUUAAAGGAAAAGAUAGGAUGCUAGCAACUGAGGUUGAUUGGUGGAGAUUUUUGAAUCCUCUCGUGCAACUAAGAUGGUACACAUGGAUUGGUGCAGCGAUUUUCUGUUGGGGUUGGAUUCAUCAAUGCCGGUGUCAUGCAAUUCUUGGGUCAUUGAGGGAGAACAGAGAACACAGUGAUGAUUAUGUAGUCCCUGAUGGUGAUUGGUUUCAAUAUGUUUCAUCUCCUCACUAUUUGGCUGAGAUUGUUAUAUAUGCUGGCUUCGUGGUUGCUAGUGGAUGUUCAGACCUUACGAUAUGCCUACUCUGGGGAUUUGUGGUGGCAAAUCUUGUUUUAGCAGCAGCUGAAACACAUAGAUGGUAUCUGCAUAAGUUUGACAACUAUCCUAGGAAUCGUUUUGCUAUUUUCCCAUUUGUUUAUUAAUAUGCUUUAUGUCCAAGUUCUGCUAUAUUGUUUCUUUGAGCGUAACUGUGACUGUAUAUAGAUGUGAAUUGUUCUUGGGUUAGCUGGUAGAAGCUGCAUUCUGGCCAUUGACAGAUCUAUGGAUCAAAAACUUAGCCAACCUUUUUAGUGAGUCAAUCGGAGCAAAUGUGGUUUUCCCUUUUGGGUUUUUCCUACAGCUUCCCUAUCAUGCAACAUAAAUAAUUGAAGAUUGUGGAUGUUGCAGCAGAAGUUACAUGAAUAAGAUCAGAUUGUCAUCAAGGUUACUCGGA